Messenger RNA from Mesocricetus auratus (golden hamster), 1582 nucleotides. Its product is annotated as histo-blood group ABO system transferase 2. Lineage: Eukaryota; Metazoa; Chordata; Mammalia; Rodentia; Cricetidae. Gene Ontology annotation, biological process: carbohydrate metabolic process. The record is from RefSeq and is a predicted model, not a curated record. The transcript has 6 exons. Bases 136 to 1170 code for a protein of 344 amino acids. Gene Ontology annotation, molecular function: glycoprotein-fucosylgalactoside alpha-N-acetylgalactosaminyltransferase activity. Gene Ontology annotation, cellular component: membrane; vesicle; Golgi apparatus.
UGACCGCCUUUGGGUCUGCGAUCUCGGGCUCUGUCUCCGAAACGGAAGUCUUUAGGAAGCUCGGGGUGUGGGAGGAUCUGUGUUCAGGGGCGCGUCCCUCCCUGCCAGUAUCUUUUAGGCAGGCGUUGAGCUCAGAUGCUAAGGUGGUGGAUGGCUGGAGCAGGUGCGGAGGAGCUGCGGCUGGGGAGACCAAAACGCUGCACGAUUCACCUUGGAAUCCUUCCCCUUAUAGUGUUUGCCUUGGUCUUCUUUGGCUAUGGAUUCGGGAGCCACAGAAGCCAGGAAUUGGGAGACUCAGAAGCUGUGACGAGGAUGGUCUAUGCCCAGCCAAAGGUGCUAACACCCAGCAGGAAAGACGUUCUUGUCUUGACUCCUUGGCUGGCUCCCAUCAUCUGGGAAGGGACCUUCAACAUUGACAUUCUGAACGAGCAGUUCAGGCUUCAGAACACCACAGUUGGACUGACCGUGUUUGCCAUCAAAAAGUACGUGGUGUUCCUGAAGCUGUUCCUGGAGACCGCAGAGCAGCAGUUCAUGGUGGGACACAAGGUCAUCUACUAUGUCUUUACUGACUGUCCAGCCGAUGUGCCUCAGGUGCCCCUGGGAGCAGGACGGAAGCUGGUGGUGCUAACUGUGCGCAACUACACCCGCUGGCAGGAUGUGUCCAUGCACAGGAUGGAAAUGAUCAGCCGCUUCUCUGAGCAGCGCUUUCUGCAUGAGGUGGACUACCUGGUGUGUGCAGAUGUGGACAUGAAGUUCAGUGACCACGUGGGAGUGGAGAUUCUCUCAGCACUCUUCGGUACCCUGCAUCCUGGCUUCUACAGUAGCAGCCGAGAGGCCUUUACCUAUGAGCGCCGGCCGGAAUCCCAGGCCUACAUCCCCUGGGAUGAGGGUGACUUUUACUACAUGGGGGCCUUUUUUGGGGGUUCAGUGGUGGAGGUGUACCAUCUCACCAAGGCCUGUCAUCAGGCUAUUGUGCAGGACAUGGCCAAUGGCAUCGAGGCCGUGUGGCAUGAUGAGAGCCAUCUGAACAAGUACCUGUUACACCACAAGCCAACAAAGGUGUUGUCCCCAGAGUACAUGUGGGACCAGCAGCUGCUGGGCUGGCCCUCCAUCAUGAAGAAGCUGAGAUACGUGGCUGUACCCAAGAACCAUCAGGCAAUCAGGAACUGAUAGCUGAGUUCCUAUAGGAAAGGCCAGACCUAUAUCCAGGGGCACUCCAGGCUGUAUGGGAUUGGAAGGAUCUGAAGUGUCACCUUCUACCCCACCUCAGCCUCCAGCAGCCCUGGUACCAACCACUUGGUUUACCACACACUGAGCCCCUGGAGUGAUAGCCACCUUCAGCUCCCACUGUGUCCCUGUGCUCCUAUUCAGUGAGAUGGUAGCAGGAGCCUCCAGAACAUGGGAGAAACUCUGUCCUGCAUUUACCUGAGGGCCUGGGCACCCUAUCUCCACUUGUCCCUUCCUCUGCUAGGAGGCUUGACAGCUGGCCAGUAUUAAGUAUUAGAUUUCUGGUUGUUGGGUUCCUCCACCGCUGAUGCAAUAAGCCAAACCAAAUCAAAUGAAUAAACCCAGGUCUAAUGAA